Molecule: messenger RNA, 1820 nt
Organism: Micropterus dolomieu (smallmouth bass)
Lineage: Eukaryota; Metazoa; Chordata; Actinopteri; Centrarchiformes; Centrarchidae
Gene: casq1b
Product: calsequestrin 1b
Exons: 11
Coding region: 1-1347 (448 amino acids)
Biological process (GO): regulation of skeletal muscle contraction by regulation of release of sequestered calcium ion
Cellular component (GO): sarcoplasmic reticulum lumen
Molecular function (GO): calcium ion binding
Source: RefSeq, a predicted model, not a curated record
AUGAAGUGGGGCUGGGUGUUUUUGGCGGUCUUCCUAUCCUUGGGGACCCUGUCCUGGGGAGAGAAGGGCUUGGAAAUCCCCGAGUAUGAUGGCAGAGACCGCGUCCAUGAACUCAACGCCAAGAACUACAAGUCUGUCAUGAAGAAGUACGAUGUGAUGGUGAUCUACUACCACAAAAAUGUGGAUGGGAACCGCAGUGCCAUGAAGCAGUUUCAGAUAGAGGAGCUGGCUUUGGAGCUUGCAGCCCAAGUUCUUGAUGAUCUUGAUGAUGAGGACAUUGGAUUCGGCCUGGUGGAUCAAAAGAAGGACUCUGCUGUUGCUAAGAAGCUAGGUCUAGACGAAGUGGAAAGCAUCUACAUCUUUUGUGACAAUGAGAUCAUCGAGUACGAUGGAGAGCUCGCUGCAGACACCCUGGUUGAGUUCCUCUAUGACGUAAUUGAAGACCCCGUGGAGAUCAUUGACAACGAGCGUGAGCUGAAGGGUUUCCACAACAUUGAUGAGGUCAUCAAGCUGGUUGGCUAUUUCAAGAGCGAGAAAUCUCCUCACUUUAUAGAGUAUGAUGAUGCAGCUGAGGAGUUCCAUCCCUUUGUCAAAUUCUUUGCCACAUUUGACCCCAAGAUUGCCAAGAAGCUGAAGCUGAAGCUGAAUGAAGUUGAUUUCUAUGAGCCAUUCAUGGAAGAACCCGUCACCAUUCCAGGAAAGCCCUAUGUUGAGUCUGAACUUGUUGAAUACAUUGAACAGCAUGACAGGCCUACUCUGAGGAAGCUUGAGCCUCACAGCAUGUAUGAGAUCUGGGAGGAUGACAUUGAUGGAGAGCACAUUGUUGCAUUUGCUGAGGAAGAUGACCCAGAUGGUUUUGAAUUCCUGGAAAUCCUGAAGGAGGUGGCACGCGAGAACACCAACAACCCCAACCUCAGCAUCAUCUGGAUUGACCCUGACAAUUUCCCCCUGCUGGUGCCAUACUGGGAGAAGACCUUCUUCAUUGACCUCUCUUCUCCACAUAUUGGUGUGGUUGAUGUUGAGGAUGCCGACAGCGUGUGGAUGGAAAUGGAUGACGAUGAUGACAUGCCCACAGCUGAUGUGCUCGAGCAGUGGAUUGAGGACGUUCUUUCUGGAAAGAUCGACCCAGAUGAUGAUGAUGAAGAAGAAGAAGAUGAUGAUGAUGAUGAAGAUGACGAAGAUGACGACGAAGAUGAUGAUGACGAUGAUGAUGAUGAAGAUGACGACGAAGAUGAUGAAGAUGACGACGAAGAUGACGACGAAGAUGAUGAUGAUGAAGAUGAUGAUGAUGAUGAUGAAGAUGAUGAUGACGAAGAUGAUGAUGACGAAGAUGACGAUGAUGAAUAAAUGUUUACUACCAUCUUUCAUUUCAUUAUGAUUUAGCCACUAAUGGCAAAAUCAAAAGUAGCACCAGUUUUUUUCUAACAUUUUGCAGCAAACACACUUUGCUUCCUGUAUGGUUUCCUGUAAGGGACAAAUAUAAUGACCUUAUGGGAAACUUUUGCUGUCAGGGAGAGAGAUUUUCAAAGAAGCAGAUGAUAUGCAUCUCUGUUGAUAAACGGGGUUGCAACUUAAAUCUGGCGUUAUACGUCCUUUGUUACUGGAUUACAAUAUGCUAAUCUCUCACCUCUGAGGUUCAUUAUCCACAUGAGCAAAGAGGCUAACAGAGGCUGGCUUCCCUUUCUACCUAAUGUCACAGACCGGGGUUCUCCCCUUUAUCAUUUUCUGUUUACUGUAAUCCUGUUUCAAUGACAUGUUUUCUACUUGAUGAAGAGAAGAAACAAACACUUUCUUGUACUAUUUUUAAAGAGAAUGAACAA